Messenger RNA from Fomitopsis serialis, 1597 nucleotides. RefSeq lists its product as uncharacterized. The annotation marks the transcript as partial. The record is from RefSeq and is a predicted model, not a curated record. The transcript is spliced from 6 exons. Lineage: Eukaryota; Fungi; Basidiomycota; Agaricomycetes; Polyporales; Fomitopsidaceae.
GCCCAUCGUCGGCGAGUUCGAGAAUUCGGUUCAGUCCCACCACUUUCAGACUCCGGUGGUUGUCGGGGGGUUUAGCACAAGUUGCCGCAGCCUCAGCUACUCACGGCACGGACGAGGAGUACAGCCCAAUUCUGUAAUCACCUCGUCGCCUCAAAACGACUUUCGUCGCAUCGAACACGAUUCUGCUUGUGACAGCAGGGGUCAUCCUGUCAAAAGGGGUCUCUGUUGUGGCGUAUGGCACACACACAUAAAGGCGCACAACCGCAGUGUUCAUCAAAGGUUCACGAAGGUCACAUUCAAGAUCGACAAGCGGGCGAUGACUGUCGGGCGCGAUCCCACAACCUCACAAUUCCAUUGUCCGCGGUGCGACAAAGCGUACGAACAGGCUGCUGGCUUACGCUGGCACACACGCAGAAACAUAGACUGCCGUCUGGAUGAUACGCGAUCAUACGCGAGGCGCGGGAUGGGCAGAUUCCAGCUUCGGAUCGACGCCCGUGGGUCUUCAGCAGCGGGUGCGGAGCCAGCAAGUGGUGGCGAAUAUGAAGCAGAUACUGCUAGUGGGUCGCGUCCUCUUCGACACGGUGGGCCACAUACAACUCGGACUCAGCGGGCUCUCGUGCGCGGAUACUGGAAGGAUGAGUAUACCGUGCAUCAGAUCGGGGAGUAUAUGAAUCUCAGCCAAAAAGCCGUAUGGCGCGCAUCAAGAACGAUCAGGCGACAAUCUUAUCGAGACGAGAGCUACCGUGACGGCACAGUUGGCGACGUCAUAAACUUGGAAAGCCUCCCGUCAGACAUCGAGCCGCAGGAUGAAGCUGUGGUCAAGGUCGAAGAUGCCCAUAUGGAUGAUAUGGAUGAGACAAUUGAUUUGGAGAUGCUGCUCCCCAAGGAAGAGCCAGAUGACUCGGAUGUGGAAGUCGAAGUGCUCAUUGCUGAGCCAACCGCGCGCGGUGCAAGCAGAGAGUCCAUACGACGCAGCCAGCAGCCCUCUCAGCGUCAAUCCUCGUCGGUUGACCCUAUACCUGCCGCUGAUUCAAUCAGUGCAACGACCUUUGCGACGACCUCAUCGAAUACGGCGCGAGUUUUCCGGCUCUCUACUCCUCCCCUAUCCUCACUCCUCGCUGCCGGUCAAAGCUCGCUGCGAAAUGCCGCGCAAAGCUCGCAGGAUGGCGCGGGAAUCUCUGACGCAUCGGAAGCUAGUGGUAGUGGCCCAGGCCGACUGCAUGGGGACACAGAGACGGGUCCUAUAUAUGCAUUCUUGGUACAGCUGAAGCGUCCGCUUGCCCACCUGUCGGACACUUUCGGUGACUUUGGAAUCGUUACGGAAGAGGAUCUGGAUGUUUUGUGCGAAUUACAGGAUCAAUGGAGUUUCCUUCAGGCGUUCUUAGGUGAGGCGAAGAAAACGACAUCCUUCGAAUGGAUGAUCAUCAAGGCGGGCUUGGAAGGACGAGCUGCGACAUUGCGCAAGUGAAGGGGCAGUACUCAUGUCUGUAGCAUAUGGUACUACUGAAGGCUUUGUGUGUACUAUUUGAUGUAAAUACGCCGUUUCGGCCUUAGCUCACAGCGACCCAUCGCCGUAGGAUAUGAUUUUGUAACCGAU